Messenger RNA from Rotaria sp. Silwood1, 261 nucleotides. The record is from the annotation of a GenBank genome assembly. NCBI's taxonomy places the organism in Eukaryota, Metazoa, Rotifera, Eurotatoria, Philodinida, Philodinidae.
AUGAUUAACGGACGUUUGGUUUCGUGUAUUAUUCUUUUUUCAUUGGUAUUAUCAUCAUUAUCAACAAUAGAACCAUUAUGUAAAUGGUAUGGAACAUCUCCAUUAUGUUUUAUUGGUAAUUCAUGUCCACAAGAUUGUUGGCAAGUAACAGCUAAUAAUCGUGGUGAUGGUGCAAGAUGUUGGUUUGGUAUGAAAAAUUAUUGUUGUUGUGCUAAAAAAACUAUUGAUUCUAUUAUUAAUACGAUUGUUAAAUCGAAAUAA